AGAAAAGAUUGGGGAGUCAUCUAUUAAAAAUAGAUAAAAUGGAAACGAAAGCUCAAUUUUUAUUUUCGGAUAGAAUCAAAUUAUUGCAGCAAUUGGGACCUGAGCCAGGGAGAGAGGAAAUCCAGAAGAUGGCUGCGAUGUACAAGGUACCAGAGGGGAAACUGCAGAAGUGGGUCAAUCAGUAUGACAAAUAUGUGUUACCGUAGAGGAAAGAGAUAAUGGAUUCUGAUGAUGAUUAAAUAAACAAAUUAAUAUAAGAACAACGGUAGUUGUGUUAAGAGUUGUCGGCUUUGACUGAAUAAAUUAAUGAAAUUCAUAAAAAGAAAUUAUUUUAUUAUUAAUGA
Messenger RNA from Paramecium tetraurelia, 344 nucleotides. RefSeq lists its product as uncharacterized. NCBI's taxonomy places the organism in Eukaryota, Ciliophora, Oligohymenophorea, Peniculida, Parameciidae. The transcript has a single exon. The record is from RefSeq and is a predicted model, not a curated record.